This is a messenger RNA of Alternaria arborescens, 291 nucleotides long. RefSeq lists its product as hypothetical. The transcript has a single exon. The coding region runs from base 1 to 291 and encodes 96 amino acids. Lineage: Eukaryota; Fungi; Ascomycota; Dothideomycetes; Pleosporales; Pleosporaceae. The record is from RefSeq and is a predicted model, not a curated record.
AUGGUCAAGAGAGCAGCAGAGAAGAUUGGCGCAGGCUCGCGCAUGUUGCGCGAUGAGCUCUACCCAGUCAAGAUCAACAAGGUUAAGAGAACAGCAGUGUUAGACGAGAAGGAUAAGAUCAGAGCGGGAGCAGCAGAAGCCUCUAGAGGAGAGAAUAGAACGACAGUCGCUAAGAUUGCGUGGCUUAGCAAGAGAGACGUCCCCAAGGCGUACGAAUCUAUAGUGGUGUAUGUGACCAAGAAAAGUGACGCAACCAGGCUCCGUUCUGUAGAGCAGCCGGGUUGGUUAUAA